This is a messenger RNA of Castor canadensis (American beaver), 780 nucleotides long. RefSeq names its product coiled-coil domain containing 167 (gene Ccdc167). The record is from RefSeq and is a predicted model, not a curated record. Lineage: Eukaryota; Metazoa; Chordata; Mammalia; Rodentia; Castoridae.
CGGUGGGCGUGUCCAGCACCGACUGGGGAUCCCGGCAAGCAACAUGACUAAAAAGAAGCGGGAGAAUUUGGGUGUCGCUCUAGAGAUCGAUGGGCUAGAGGAGAAGCUGUCCCAGUGUCGGCGAGAUCUAGAGGAGGUGAACACCAGGCUCUACAGGGCAGAGCUGAGCCCAGAGGACAGGAGGUCUCUGGAGAAGGAGAAAAGCAGCCUGAUGAGCAGAGCUUCCAACUAUGAGAAGGAGCUGAAGUUGCUUCGGCAAGAGAACCGGAAGAACACGCUGCUCUCUGUGGCCAUCUUCCUCCUCCUGGCCCUGAUCUACGCUCACUGGACCAUGUGAGUUUCAGAUUCCCUCAGCUGGUCCCUGCUUGCUCUCAGCUCCCUGCUCAGGACCAAGCAUUCCCUUCAAGUUCAGAGGACCAAGGUGCCAGGCAUCCUUCUCCCCACACCACAUGCUCAAAGGAGACUCUUGCUGACCCAGCCCCUGUGGCCCUGGCCUGCUGUGGGGCUGGAUACCUAGAAGGACAUGCUUAGGUCUCCUGGAGCCAAAGGAAAGGCAAUAAAGAAUACCAGCCCUCCCGUCUGCUGAGUAAACAUUGCGGGAUGCUGCAGCUGAGGGGCAGCAGGGCAGUCUGGUAUCAAGGAAAAAGAGCUGUUCGUAAGUUCUUGGUGUCGAACUCAGAAGGGUAAAGGCAAACCUGGGAAGGCAAACAGACAUCAUGCUGCAUGCCCACUCCCUACCAAGUAAGCUGCAUGCCCUCCCAGUCAGUGCCGUGGCCUGUA